GUGCAGCCAGUGAGUUAAAAGAAAGCAAUGAUGUCAGAAGGGACGGACACGCAGGUACAAACGUCGUGUUCCUGUAUCUAAAAAUCAACACAUUUUCGUGAGAAACAGAUCGACGCUUCUGCCAUGGCGGACGAAUCGAAGCCUUCCGAAGUCAUCACCUGUCUCAAAGAUCAAGGAUGCCCUUUAAACAGACUAUGCGAAGGAAUGGCCUACUACGACUCACCGCAUAUUGUGCGUACGCGUAGUGCAACGCCACUGACACCGGAGAUGACAAAAAUACUUCCAUAUGUCUCUGACAAAACCAUCUCCCGUCAUCUGGGGUCGUACGGCAAGAGCAUGGACUUAGGGCACGCCCGCAAUUUCUUCAACAAUGCCACGCGAACAGUGUACUCCCGGUACAGUCCUCAUGACUGGAGUCUCGCAAACACCAUGCAUUUCUCCACUUCAGAGAAAGAGCGCUCCUUUGCCGAGAGACUUCGUGCUGACGCUUGGAGGGCUGUGAAGGAAACGGACGCUCGUACACGCAACAGACAAACAGACGUCACCAAGAAGCUAGGCGAGAGGAUGGUGGACAUCAUCUUUUGGAGGAACGAGCUAAAUUCUGAGAUCGGCGCAGUGGAAGUCGAAAGUAACAACCUGAAGGAAUACCGGCGCAUGCUGGAGAAGGCACUGGGCGACUCCGCCAACCCCCUGCACAUUGCAGAGGAGUGCCUCAUUCAGCGAGAGAAGCGUCAAGGUAUAGACCUCGUCAACGAUGAGGUGGAGAAGGCGCUGAUCAAAGAGGUGGAAGUCAUCAAGAGGUGCCAGGCCCGCAUGAAGAAGAACCUGGACAAGGCCUUCGUGCAACUCAAGAUGAAUCGAGCGGCUCAGCACGCGCUGGAGAUUGACGCCAAAGACAAGACCCACGCGCAGAACUUGGACGACCGCAUGCAACAGCUGCGCAACAGCUCUGCAGGAAUCGGUUUCGUUCCUGGCAUCGAGAACGUCGAUAACACAAUCACCAUGCCCGAGUCGUGGGCGCGCUACACACAGGAGAACAUCGCGCGCUCCCAAAAGGAGCGUGCUGACUCGGAGCGACUGCGGGGCCUGAUCGACACCUGCUUGCGCCAGUGCGCCAACGAGAUGUGGAACAACUUCAACGCCGUCAACAACGCCUUCAACACGAGAAUCCGUGAGACUAUAGACACUAGGAACAAGCUGCAAGCCCACCUUCAGAAGACGAUGCAAGAGAUUUUUGACAUGGAGCGAAAUGUCAGCCUACUACGCAAGUCCAUCCAGGACAAGGAGUACCCCAUGAAGGUGGCGCAGACCCGCCUGGACGAGCGCACGCGCAGGAUCAACGUGGAGCUGUGCAAUGACUUGGUCAUGAAGUCGCUGCAGCAUGAGGUGUCUGAGAUCCGUGACUCGGUGAGAAUUCUGAGGGAACGCCUUAAAUCCUCUGAACUGGCACUCGCACGCCUGAUGAAGACCAAGGCCGCCCUGGAACACGACAUCUCAGUCAAGGAGAACUCCCUUCGCAUUGAUUCUUCCGUGUGCAUGGGGAUGCGCAAAGGCUUUCCCAUGGAUCCCAAAGUCGGUCCCAUUUUCCAGAUGCCCAUAUGCUAGGUACAAGCUUUUAGUUCCAUGCACACAGGCCUGGUGGGCCUUCCACUGGGCUUGUGCUUUUCCCAUUCUCAGCUCUUCAAAUGCCGAUUCGGUGCUUGUCCUGUGUCCCUUGUAUUCCAUCUGAGAAAUAGAGCACUGCUUUUGCAGUAAACAUUAAAGUCUUUAAAAAAAAAAUAAUAUUUGCACUUUUUGGAGGGUGGGGGUGGGAUACAUUGCGAAAGUUAAUCAUCGAUACAGAUUAGUAAAUGACACUUUUGAAGAACUUUUCCGAAGCCAUUGUGUUUCGAGAAAACUACGCGAUCAACAAUUAGACCGCUAUUUUCUUAAAAUAUGAUAUUAAUGAACAGAAGAAAAUACCUAUUUGAAAGCCUAAUUGAGUAUUUUAAAUAACUACUUUAUCUAAAAUAUUAAAAUGAUAAUUGAACCAUCCUUUUAAAAAACUGUUUUCUUUUCGUCGAUGUUUAUGUUUCUUCAUUUGGGUUCUCUAUAUCAAGUGGGUUGUCUUUGAGUUUUUAGAAGAGUGGAAGACUAUAAAUGUAUUUCAAAUAUAUUGUAAUGGUCUCUAUCUUUCCUCAGCACUUUGCUUAGAUCAGUCAUUUGACGUCUACUUAUCUACAACUUUUGAUUUAUAUUUAUGCAAAGCAUUUUAAAAGCGUUUUUAGAUGUAUUGAAAUAAAAGUGGCAAUCCUGUAUUUUCCCAAUGUCUAAUGACUAAAAUGAGAAGAAGUUAGAUUUUUAUGUAGCUAUUUUGUGUGAUGAAAAACUGUUCACUGCUCUACACUGGAUUGGAACAAUUUGGACGUGAGCUGCUCCUCUGUUGUCAGUAUUAUUAUUAUUCUUGUUGUCCAAGUCUUAGAUUUUUGUCUAAGAUGCCAAUUAUCUGUGAUGACAGUGCAUGUAAUCAGUAUGUGUCUUCUUCCAGACCCAUUAUUACUGACCACUCACUGCCCCUCGUAUUUUAAGUUACUAGUGUCUUUUAGUUUCGCGACACACUGAAAUCAAAGGGGAUUACAUCAUUGUAGUAUUCGUACUUGCCGUAAAAUAUUUCACUGCAGUUGCAAACAUUAUUUCUCAUUCCUCCUAUCAAUGCCACGUGACCGUGAUCUCAAUAGCAACACUGUUUAUUCUACAGCUGAUAGACUUUUGCACAGUACUGCACUUUAAUAGUAAUGUAUUUUACUUAUAAACAUUGGAAAAUGGCUUUUCUUUAUUCAACACCGUAAGUUUCCAUUUAUAUUUAUAUAGGCCAUGUGUGAUGCAAUGUAACAGUUGUUAGCAUCCACAGCGACUCGAGUAUUUUACUAUUUGAUGUUUACUUUCUAGAACAUUGAUUGUGUUCUUGAACAAUAUAUUUAUAUCUUAUUUUUAAUAUUUUGGAAUAUAAAACUCUUGUACGACUUUAGAUAACUGAAGUUGUUUUUUCCAUAUUUUCUCUGCGGUACUGAAAUAUAUUGCAGGAGAAUAUAAAUAAAUAAAUAAACAGUCCUUAGUAUAACCAGUGUAAAGACAGUCGACCUGUUAGCUACUGGUUAUAAGUAAGGCUGCUAUGCAUUUCACAACUAGGCAGAUGCAGUCUAUGAGGCAGAUGGUUGUUCAGAAGCAAAGCGCUGUGUUCCUCCCUUUAUAGGCAGCCUGACCAGAAGACAUCAUCAAUAGUUAGUUUUUUUUUAUGCAUUACAAUGACCUUUAAAAACAAAGGUUGAAAUGAGUUAGUUGAUGUAUAUUGAUCAUAUACAUAGCAGGUCAUCUUUUUUAAUUGUAUUCUAACCGGACAUGAUGAUGUUUCAAUACUUUUAAACAAACUCCACUUUCCUAAUAAAAUGAACGCUUGUCCUGUAUUUUGUGAACUGACUAGCAGUCUUGCAAAAUAAUAAAAAUAUCAGUAUUAUUUGAAAACACUUUGUCCCCUACAAGAUUUUUAUCAUUUUUGUUUCAGAGUAUGAAUCGAAAAAAUACAUUUGUCAUGUACUAAGUUUCAGAUGACAUGAAUAUGUUACUGAAGCUGAGCGUACUUCAAGACAGCUGUUAAAACGACCUGUUUGCUUGAAUUUUUCCUGCGUGCUUGAUCUCUACAAAAUUUGCAACAUGCAUUUUGAACUGGUCUGUAGUGCAUCAUUACAUGUACUUGACUGAUAAUAAAUUGUACAAUACACAAAACACCUACAGGGCAGAGCUAUUAUUUCUAGGGGAGAGGGUGUAUGUCUGUGUCAUGGUGAUGCAUUCUUGAGAAAUAAACCUACAAACAUCACCGGUACAGAGAGAUGUCUACACCUUGGCGUCUUGAGUAUGGUGAAUUAGCACACUGAAUUUUAUCAGCUGUAGACGUGGCAGGCAUUUUAUCAAGAUUUGUUACUUACUUCUGUGUAUUGUGAUGUUUGGUAGGCAUGUGUUUAUUAAAACUGAAUGAACAGUG
Molecule: messenger RNA, 4018 nt
Organism: Pomacea canaliculata
Lineage: Eukaryota; Metazoa; Mollusca; Gastropoda; Architaenioglossa; Ampullariidae
Product: tektin-3-like
Exons: 9
Coding region: 124-1605 (493 amino acids)
Biological process (GO): cilium assembly; cilium movement involved in cell motility
Cellular component (GO): nucleus; microtubule cytoskeleton
Source: RefSeq, a predicted model, not a curated record